GAAGGGUAUUAAUUUUGGGGUGAGACAUCAAUUCUUCAAGGAAGACAGCAAGUCAGAUGUAGUUGAUAACAAUAUGUGUGAAGUUUUUAAUGGUUUAAUUGUUGAUUCAAGGCACAAGUCUAUUUUCUCAAUGCUUGAAGAUCUUAGGAUGAUGUGUGGUAGGAGGACUAUUGCUAGAAGGACAUUUGCAGAAGAGAAGUUUGUUGGUGAUUUUGGUCCUAAAAUAUGGGAGAAGAUUGUUGUAAGUAGGGAAGGAAGCAAGAGAUGCAGGGUGCUAUGGCCUGGUGGUGCUGGUUAUGAGGUUGAAGAAGAAGACAAGGGUAAAUUUAUUGUUGAUAUAAAUAGGAGGACUUGUACUUGCAAGUGCUGGAACAUGACAGGCAUACCUUGUAAGCAUGUUGUAAGUGUCAUUAAAUUGAGGAAGGAAAAAGAUGAACACUAUGAAGCUGAAAACAAUGAAGCUUUUGAGGCCACUGAGAACUUGAAUGAUAACAACCCAGUGAGCCAAGUUGAUGAUCCUGCAAGUCAAGUGGUUAAUGAAGAAAGAAGACAUGCCCAGGAGCGAAGAACCAGAGAGAAGAGGAAAAGAGAAAAGAAAUCUGGUAGUCAAAGGCCUACCGUGGAACAAAAUAAGAGAGGUGAGGCUAAGCAAAAGAAAUUUGGUAGUCAAUUGCACACAAUGGCCAAAGCCAGACGGGGGAAAGGUGGACGGUCAGGUGCUAGGGAGUGAAGGUGUUGAUGGUUGUGUUUUUUUGUCCUUUGAAGUUGACUGGUGCAUUAGAAAUGAAGCUUUUUUUUUUGUUUUUUGUCAUUUAACCUAUCAUUACAUGUAAACUUAGGCAACUUCAUGCGAAUUCCUGCUUUGUAUAUGGUGUAUAUGCUGUUGUGCAUAUGAUGGCUUCAUGGGACAGGUUGUAUGUAUAUUGGUACACCUUUGAUAUCCAGACUGAUGUUAAUGGUGCAAAUAUUUUGGAUUUAACCUUUUGGAAUCAAGAAUUGUUCUUGAC
Messenger RNA from Rubroshorea leprosula, 1007 nucleotides. The record is from the annotation of a GenBank genome assembly. NCBI's taxonomy places the organism in Eukaryota, Viridiplantae, Streptophyta, Magnoliopsida, Malvales, Dipterocarpaceae.